Dipodomys ordii (Ord's kangaroo rat) is the source of this 1750-nucleotide messenger RNA. RefSeq names its product zinc finger protein 658B-like. Lineage: Eukaryota; Metazoa; Chordata; Mammalia; Rodentia; Heteromyidae. The record is from RefSeq and is a predicted model, not a curated record. Gene Ontology annotation, biological process: negative regulation of transcription by RNA polymerase II; regulation of immune system process; regulation of cytokine production. The coding region runs from base 1 to 1515 and encodes 504 amino acids. The transcript has 2 exons.
AUGGUGAAGUCAUCGCUAAGGGUCUGGGCCACUGAAAGGGCACAGCUUACUGUCCAUCAGCUAACACACACAGGAGAGAAACCUUAUGAAUGUAAUGUGUGUGGAAAGUCUUUCAGCCAGAAGACACACCUUACUGUCCAUCUGACAACACACACAGGAGAGAAACCUUAUGAAUGUAACCUGUGUGGAAAGUCUUUCAGCCAGAAGUCAUACCUCACUGUCCAUCAGAGAACACACACAGGAGAGAAGCCUUAUGAAUGUAUCCUGUGUGGGAAGUCUUUCACCCAGAAGGCAAACCUUACUGCUCACGAGAGAACACACACAGGUGAGAAACCUUAUGAAUGUAACCUGUGUGGAAAGUCUUUCAUGCGGAAGUCUAAACUUACAUAUCAUCAUAGAAUACACAUAGGAGAUAAACCUUAUGAAUGUAAUGUGUGUGGAAAGUCUUUCAUCCAGAAGGCACACCUUACUGUCCAUCAGACAACACACACAAGAGAGAAACCCUAUGAAUGUAACGUGUGUGGAAAGUCUUUCAUCCGGAAGGGAAACCUUACUUUUCAUCAGAAAAUUCACACAAGAAAGACACUUUAUGAAUGUAACAUGUGUGGAAAAUCUUUUCACUUGAAGGCAUACCUUACUGUCCAUCAGAGAACACACACAGGAGAGAAACCUUAUGAAUGUAACAAAUGUGGGAAGUCUUUCACCCAGAAGACAAACCUUAAUGCCCAUCAGACAACACACACAGGAGAGAAACCAUACAAAUGUAAUAUAUGUGGAAAGUCUUUCACUCAGAAGGCACAAAUUAAAAUCCAUCAGACAACACACACAGGAGAGAAACCUUAUCAAUGUAAUGUGUGUAGAAAGUCUUUCACUCAGAAAGGAAACCUUAGGGUCCAUCAGACAACACAUACAGGAGAGAGACCUUAUGAAUGUAGCAGGUGUGGAAAGGCUUUCGCCCGGAAAACAUGCCUUACUAUCCAUGAGACAAUACACGCAGGAGAGAAACCUUAUGAAUGUAAUGUGUGUAGAAAGUCUUUUGCCAUGAAGUCACAACUUACUGCCCAUCAGGCAACACAUACAGGAGAGAGACCUUAUGAAUGUAGGAGGUGUAAAAAGUCUUUCAUAAAGAAAAACAGCCUUACUUUCCAUGAGAGAAAACACACGGGAGACAAACCUUAUGGAUGUAGCUGGUGUGGAAAGUCUUUCAUGCGGAAGUCAAUCCUUAAAUCACAUCAGAGAAUACACACAGGAGAGAAACCUUAUGAAUGUAUGGACUGUGGAAAGUCUUUCAGGUGGAAGGCAGCACUUAACAUCCAUCAGAUAAUGCACACAGGAGAGAAACCUUAUGAAUGUAACAGCUGUGGAAAGUCUUUCACCAGGAAGGUAUACCUUACUGACCAUCAGAGAACACACACAGGAGAGAAACCUUUUGAAUGUGACCUGUGUGGAAAGUCAUUCAGCCAGAGGGGAAACCUUACUGUCCAUCGGAGAACACACAGGAGUAAAGCUUUAUGAAUGUAACAGCUGUGGAAAGAGUUUCACACAGAAGUCAACCCUUAUUUAUCAUCAGAGAGCACAACACAGGAGAGAAGCCUUAUGAAUGCAACAAAUGUGGAAAGAACCGUCCAGAGGAGGCCACAGCCUAGCAUAUAAGAAAAUUCACCCAAAUGAGAAAUCUCUAGAAUGUAACAAGUAGGGAAAGUCUUUCAUUUGGAAGAGAAAUCAGUUUGCAAUAGAGAACCCACACAGG